Arachis ipaensis is the source of this 1223-nucleotide messenger RNA. Lineage: Eukaryota; Viridiplantae; Streptophyta; Magnoliopsida; Fabales; Fabaceae. The record is from RefSeq and is a predicted model, not a curated record.
UUUGGAGACACCACCAUUCCCAAUGCUUGAAACUCUUUCGUUUUAUUCAAUGCCUUGCUGGAAGGAGUGGCGUUCACUGGAGUUCAAUGCGUUUCCGAGACUCCGGGAGCUUUCAAUAAAUAGCUGUCCCCAUGUUGAGAAGAGAUUUGCCCAAUCAUCUACCAUCUUUGCAAUCACUUGAGAUUACUAAUUGCAAGCAGCUGAGUUGGUGUGUUCCAACAUCUCCUGCCAUGACCUCUUUAAGGAUAGAAGGCAGGAAUGAAGUGAGAGUUGGGGAGCUACCUCCUUUACUGCGUGAGCUAUCAAUUGCAGGAAACCAUCACGUGGAGUCGGCGGUAGAGGCCAUAAAGCACAUGCAACUGAAUUGCCUGACGUCUUUAUACAUUGCAGAUUGUUCCUCCCACAUAUGGUUUCCAGUGAGUGCUAUUCCCCCAUCACUACAGAACUUGACGAUAUUCUAUUGCAGAGAAUUAGAAUUUGAAAUGGAUGGGCAACAUCACUCGCUGCACGAACUAUCAAUACAGAACAGCUGUGAUUCAGUUACAUCCUUUUCGUUGUUGGAUUCCUUUCCAAAUCUCGUGCGUGUUGAUAUCAGCUACUGUGGAAACAUGGAGUGUAUUGUGGUGUCACGCUCUCUUUCAUCUCUCCGCGAUUUAAGAAUCACGCAUUGUGGGAGUUUGAAAUCUGUGUCAACGCUAUGGAUGGCAGCACCUCAGCUAGAGGUUCUCACAUUACUGGGUUGCCCAGAGGUUGAUUUGUCUCCUACAGGGGAUGGGGAUCCACACCGUAGCCUCAGAUCUCUUGAAAUCAGCUACAGCGAGAAACUGGUGAGCUCUGCAGCAUUCAUGAAUUCGCAAUUUCAUGGGCUUACUCAUCUUUCCAUUCAUGGUGAAUACGGCAAGAGUGUGAAGUCGCUCCCAAAGAAAGGUUGGUUGCCUGCCUCGCUUGAGUCUCUCACACUGUUUGUCAUUGAAAGUGUGGAGACGUUGGAAUGCAAGGGACUUGCCCACCUCACCUCCCUCCAAAGUUUAACUAUUCUGGGAUGUCCCAAGUUGGAGAAUAUGGAGGGAGAAAAGCUGCCUGCCUCUCUAAUACAACUCAUCAUCUUAGGAAGCCCUUUGCUGGCCAAACAAUGUCAGAAGAAGGAUCCACAGCUUUGGCCCAAAAUCUCCCACAUCCCCGCCAUUCAAGUUGAUUACAGAUGGAUUUGAUUAUCCAUCGAC